CGAAGACUUGACCGUAGUUGAAGCUCAGCCUCUUCGUUUUUAAUAAGUAAAAAUGAGUUCAACUGAGAAUCUGAGAGAGUUUAUCGUCCAGCGGCUAACUGCUGCUGCUGAAGACAUUUUUGGAGUUUUUCAGAGAACUAUUGUGGAGUACCAGGCAGAGAUCGAUCGACAGCGCAGACUGCUGGAUAUCGUUUGGCAGCCGCACGUCAGCUUACACAGGAUAGGUGUCCCACAGCAACAUGAGAGUAAAGAUGAGGAGGUUGUGGCUGACCAGCAGCUCUGUGACCAGGAGAGGAACUUCAGUCUGGACCAAGAGGAGCCAGAGCCUCCACAGAUGAAGGAGGAGCAGGAGGAAGUCUGCAGCAGUCAGAGGGGAGAGGAGCCCAUAGUGAAGCAGGAGACUGACACAUUCAUGUUGACUCUUACUAAUGAGGAAAAUGACCAGACUGAAACUGAACAACACGAACAGCAGCUCCUCUCUCACACCUCCCAUGUCACAGAAAAUCAAGAUCCCAAAGAAAGCAAGCGCAUGGACCCAGAAUCAAUUGGAAUAUCAAAACCAACACAAAAAGUUAGGCAUAUGAAGAGAAGAAUUCAGAAAACUAAAACAUCAAAGACUGAUCGUAGUCCUCACCAAAGUCAAAAGUUUUUGAAAUGUGAGAGAUGUGGUAUAAAGGUUAAGAGCAAGUCAGACAUGCAGGCACAUCAGCGUGCCCACGAUGGUAAGAAGAUACAUUCACGCAAGUUUUGUGGGAAAAUGUUCAUCUCCAAGUCAGAUUUGUCUCAACAUACAACAUCCCACACAGGUGAGAGGCCAUAUUCAUGCAAAACAUGUGGAAAAAGUUUCUCACGGCUUACAAACUUUAAUGCUCAUUGUACAGUCCAUACACGUGAAAAGCCGUUUACAUGUGAAAGGUGCAGCAAAACUUGCAGAGGUGAAAGGGACUUGAAUAUUCACAUGAGAGCUCACAAAGGUGAACCGUACUCUUGUGAUAUCUGUGGGGAAAAAUGUACUCUCAAAAGAAGUUUGAAUAAGCACAAAAAAGAUCAUCAUACUGGUGAAACGCUGUAUACCUGUGAAACAUGUGGUAAAUCUUUCAAAUAUAAAAGCUGGUUGAGAACUCAUACAAGAACACACACAGGUGAGAGGCCUUUCUCCUGCAGAACAUGUGGAAAAGGAUUCAAACAAAGUUCUGACAUGAAAAGUCACAUGAGAACACACGCAGGUGAGAGGCCUUUCUCCUGCAGAAUAUGUGAAAAAGGAUUCAAACGAAGUUCUCACAUGAAAGUUCACAUGAGAACACACACAGGUGAGAGGCCUUUCUCCUGCAGAAUAUGUGGAAAAGGAUUCAAACGAAGUUCUCACAUGAAAGUUCACAUGAGAACACACACAGGUGAGAGGCCUUUCUCCUGCAGAACAUGUGGAAAAGGAUUCAGUCAAAGUUCUUACAUGAAAAGUCACAUGAGAACACACACAGGUGAGAGGCCUUUCUCCUGUGUUACCUGUGGGAAAUUAUUUGCCCGCAGACAUCAUUUGGAUCGGCACCAAAGAAAUCAUACGGGUGAAAAGCCGUUUACUUGCACAGCAUGUGACAGGUCAUUUAAAUCCUUGGAAGUCUUAACAGUUCAUAUGAGAAGAGCUCACACAGGUGAGCGUCCGUACCUUUGUAAGAUCUGUGGGAAAAGAUUCUUUGACUCAUCGGUUCUUUCACGACAUGUGAAAUCACACGCAGACAAGUAGCCAUGUGUACACAGAUGUGGUGGAGAAGACUGAGUUUGAGCUUGUAAUGAUGUCAGAUUUGAAACUCACUAAAAGAUCUUAAUUGGGACACUUUUCAUUGUCAUCUCUGGGCAAGUGAGAUAAAAAUGUGAGUGCCUCUCCAGAGUUAGAGUUAGUUUGUAGUGUCACUGGAGAAACUUAGAACAAGUUUAAUUUUCUGUUCUAGUGUUCAAUUUACAAUAAUAAUAAUAAUUUAAGGGAGUACUUUUUUAGGAAAAUGUCUACAAUAAAUGCUUUUUUUUGGUUGGAAGGCUAUGUACAUGUUUGUUUUGCUUUUGAAAAGGAACCUUUUUAAAGCAGAUUUAUCUGCAAGGCCUCUUCCCUAUUCUCAAAACAUUGAACACAAAUCUCAGUUUUCAAAGAACUUUCACAAAACCUCUGAUAUUGCGGUCAAAAUCACUUCCGAGCAGUCAUCAAACACUGCAACAACAUCUCAAUUAGAAAUAAACUCAUUUGCAAGGAUUUUUCCUUCCACAAGGUUAAAAUUUCUUAAAAACUGAACCACUUGGAUUGCAUAUUUGAUGAUAGCAUCCUCUUUAUGUGAGAUUGGUACAUUUUUAAAGAAAGUCUGAGUAUGACUGUAACAUUCCAUUUUUGUUUGAUUGACUGGUUGCAUUGAACAAGAUUCAGCUGGCAUAAAAUGGUGAUUUAUUUUUGUAUGCUAUGCAAUUAUAUAUAUACAAGCUUCUUCAACUCAGCUUUGUCACAGUGAAAUUUGAGCAAUGUUUAGGUAAAUCUAAAUGACCCUCAGCAUUAAUUAUUUUAUAACAUCAUCUGAUACGAUUCAACAUAAUGGCUAAAUGUGUGAAUUGAUCAAUGGACCAAAAAUUCAAGCAAUGAGUCAGUCCACCAUCAGAUGUAAAGAUUAAAUCUGAGGUUUGUUUGGCUGAUAUAUUAUCUACAAUAUUUCUGUUGGGCCUUUUCAAAAGCAAUGAUAAAACAGAAUUAAACUUUAAAUCUUGUUCAAAGAUGAUGUGUUUUAAUGUUUGUGUUUGCUUUUAUUCCGAAUGUUUUGUUUUAUUUCCCUUAUUUCCCAAAGAUAAAGUGUUUUUCAUGGAAAAAAAGGUUUAACAUUAGUUGCUCUUGCUGACAUUUCAGAGCUCUGUCCAACAGUUACACCAUUCUUUAUCAUUGUUCCCUUGUUCAGGGCUCUUUACCAGGGAUGAAGCUCUCUCUUUCUUCUUUUGGUCAAAUGUCAAACCUAAUAGGUUGUUUAUUUGUCUCUCAUUUCUUCAUUGGCAUUGUGCAGCUGGAUAUUGAAAGGUUCUGUGUGACAUUUGAUUUUGUCUUAGAAAGGAUUUUAGUAUGUCAUUCUUUACAGAACAACUGAUGUGUAUCUUGUACUGACUUUUAGGUAAAACAAAUAAGGAAAUGUGUUUUGUCAUUUUUGACUGUAUCACCCAGUUCUGAA
Messenger RNA from Cheilinus undulatus (humphead wrasse), 3191 nucleotides. RefSeq names its product zinc finger protein OZF-like. The coding region runs from base 53 to 1741 and encodes 562 amino acids. NCBI's taxonomy places the organism in Eukaryota, Metazoa, Chordata, Actinopteri, Labriformes, Labridae. The record is from RefSeq and is a predicted model, not a curated record. The transcript has 2 exons.